Salvia miltiorrhiza (redroot sage) is the source of this 898-nucleotide messenger RNA. Its product is annotated as DNA excision repair protein ERCC-1-like. Gene Ontology annotation, molecular function: single-stranded DNA binding; damaged DNA binding. The record is from RefSeq and is a predicted model, not a curated record. Gene Ontology annotation, biological process: mitotic recombination; meiotic mismatch repair; UV-damage excision repair. Bases 276 to 785 code for a protein of 169 amino acids. Gene Ontology annotation, cellular component: nucleotide-excision repair factor 1 complex; ERCC4-ERCC1 complex; nucleus. Lineage: Eukaryota; Viridiplantae; Streptophyta; Magnoliopsida; Lamiales; Lamiaceae. The transcript is spliced from 3 exons.
UAGGUCGAUUUAUAUGCGACCAUUUUCUGAAACAAAUUAUGUUGUUAAUUUGCUGUAAUUCAUGGAUGUAAUUUGUCCCGUAAGACUUCUUCGGAAGAAUUCGGUAGAAUUUUCUGUAGUGAAGGCUGAAUUUUUACUGAAUUGAUUUGGUUGUAUGUGUUUAUUGAAUGUUCUGAAGGUUGGGUAAAAUUAUAAUGUUAAAUUUGAUUUAAACUGAUCAAGGAAGUAGAAAGGAGGGAUUUUGGAAAGGUGAAUUAGGAGAGUGAGCUGUGAAGAUGGAAAACAGAGGUGAUCCUGAGCAGCAGAAACAGAAUAAUGCAUCAUUUGUUGUGAAAAUACCUUCAUAUGAAGAGGUGGUUGAGAGCUCCCAACCUAAGUCGCAAUCUUUAUUCAAGCCUUCCUCCUCCUUUUCGCAAGCUUUCAAUUUUAUCAAAAACACUGAAUUUUACACCACCCCGCCGUCUGCACCAGUGGCUCAGUCCUCCAAAGAUGCCCCUUCAUCCUCUCAAGGAUCUUAUCCAAGGCAAACCAUUCAAUCUGAAGCUCCUUCCACUUCAGUUUCACCAGCUGGUGCAAAUCGGAAUGCCAUCAUCGUUAGCCAUAGACAGAAGGGCAACCCUUUGCUAAAGCAUAUAAGGAAUGUUCGAUGGGUUUUCGCUGAUGUUGUUUGCGACUACUUGUUGGGCCAAAAUACUUGUGCGCUUUAUUUGAGGUUUGAAGUCAAGUACAGUUUCAUCGAUGUUUAUAUGUUGGGAAUCAAGUACAUUUCCUAUGGCAUGUUUUGACAGCACUCUUAUUCCGAUGUAGCCACUAUUAUGAUCAUAGAAACAUGUGUUUUGGCACAGGCUCUUGAGAUAACAAUAUCUUGACACCAUCAUAUUGAAAUACACCUAUUUGA